AAGACUCCCUGCGGUAGAAGUGGCUGCUUUUUAAUCUUUCAAAUUGUAGUUUACUAAAAAUAAGCGAUGAUUUUUGCUGAGGAUGAAGACCCGUUCCCUGUGGACGAUGACUGCCUGUCCUCUGAGACAUUUUCCCAGGAGUCAGUGUUCAGGCUGAUGGGGCAGCAGCUCCGCAUUAAGCAGCUCUUCGGGGCCAACCUCGGCGUGGCCGCUGCGGUUUGGGAAGCUGCGCUGCAUCUGUGCCGUUACUUUGAGGAUUAUUCAGUGGAGCUGAGAGGAAGGCGAAUAAUCGAGCUGGGAGCAGGGAAUGGGCUGGUCGGUAUUCUGGCUGCUCGCCUCGGUGCAGAGGUGACCCUUACAGACCUGCCUCUGGUUCUGCCACAGCUUCAGGAAAAUGUCUCUGCCAACGUCCCCGCCGACGGCUGGCCCUCUACGCCUCCCGCCGUUCUCCCUCUGUGUUGGGGGGAGGACCACCUCUCCUUCCUCCCUGACUGGGAUCUGGUGCUCUGCGCUGACAUCAUCUACCUCCCAGAGACCUACCCGCUGCUGGUGGAGACGCUGGCGCAUUUAUGCCAGAACGGAGCCGUGGCGUAUCUGUCCUCCAAAAUGCGCAGAGAGCACGGGACUCAGAGUUUCUUUGAGGAGCAUCUGCCGGCCAGGUUGACGGUGGAGCUGGUGCACCGCGACGAGAAGCAAAAUAACAACAUCUACAGGGCGGCUAAGAGAGCAGAGCACUAAAGGGAGCGGCAGCUUUCUGACUGACUGCAUGAAGCAAAGGGUCGGUUUAUAGGAAAAGAAUGAAAAUAUAUUUAUACAUCAUCUGCUGAGUAUUUAAAGGAGGGAAUGUUUACAAAAAAUAAAUCAACCAUUAUUUGUUUUUAAAACUGAUACUAAUAAUUUGGACUUGAGUCCAACUGAUCCCUGAUUUGUGCUGCUGAGGUUUAUAGCCAUGUUGCUUUUUCUGUCACAGUUUAAAGAUAAAAAAGAGAGCGAAUAAAGCACGGCUGAAGGCAUGUUUUGGCCGAUGCUGUUGCAGCAAACGUUGACUUAUUUGCUUGUUACUGCAAAUAAGCCUCAACCAUACAGAAAAUAAGCUUUUCUUAGUUCCUUGACAUUGUGUGUGACGUUUGUUUCAUUAUUGUUUGAGGCAAAGAAGACUUUUUGUAAAUGGAAUCCAGAAAAUAAACUUUGAAAAA
This is a messenger RNA of Cyprinodon variegatus (sheepshead minnow), 1196 nucleotides long. It is a transcript of the gene eef1akmt3, whose product is annotated as methyltransferase like 21B. Gene Ontology annotation, molecular function: protein-lysine N-methyltransferase activity. Lineage: Eukaryota; Metazoa; Chordata; Actinopteri; Cyprinodontiformes; Cyprinodontidae. The coding region runs from base 67 to 738 and encodes 223 amino acids. Gene Ontology annotation, biological process: peptidyl-lysine methylation. The record is from RefSeq and is a predicted model, not a curated record. Gene Ontology annotation, cellular component: cytosol; cytoplasm. The transcript has 3 exons.